AUGGCCUCUGAAGCUGGACCGUAUCCGAAUUCCCCACGACUGGGGCAGACGGAGAUAAAUGACCUUGUGCGGCGGUUGUACCAUCAACAGAUGGAUCGUGCUGCAAGGCGGGAGGAGGAGCGACGCCGCGAGCUCUCCAAGUCGUGCGCUCCACCACGUUACAUCAAACGGGAAGAGGAGGGGGACCUCGUGCGCCGCAUUUACGAUCAGCAGCUGGAGCGGUUUCGGCAGAGCAAGGAGGAGCGGGAGCGACGGAUUUACGAAGAGACGCACCGCUGCGACAAGAAGUUGCCGGAGUCGGAGAUACAGGAGCAGGUGGACCGCAUCUACGGGCAGGAGCUCGCCAAGAGCAAGGCCCGGCGUGAAGAACUGUACAAACGAUACCUGCCGGAGAUGGAGCCGAAGAAGGUCAGCAAGGCCAAGCUCAAGGAGAGUGUGGAGCGACUCUCGCAUGUGGACUACGCCAAGAGGGAUGAGGAGCUGUUCAAGAAGCAUGUGUACCCGUACGACCCGCCAACAGUGAAGAUAUCACGAGAUGACGUGGAGGCGAUGGCCAACCGCCUCUCAACGAGAGGGGGCUCGUAG
This is a messenger RNA of Trypanosoma cruzi, 585 nucleotides long. RefSeq lists its product as uncharacterized. NCBI's taxonomy places the organism in Eukaryota, Euglenozoa, Kinetoplastea, Trypanosomatida, Trypanosomatidae. The record is from RefSeq and is a predicted model, not a curated record. The transcript has a single exon. Bases 1 to 585 code for a protein of 194 amino acids.